UUGAUCUUCCCCAAUGUCAUGGAUAAAAAAAGACGCUUCUGCUGGAGUUGCAGAUAGCAUGAAAAAGAAAGGCAACAGCGGCAGCAACAGUAACGCCGGCGCCUCUACCACCGUCGCUGCUGCCGCUGCCAGCCCCGGCUGCCUCGCCUUUGCCACCGCUAUCAUCCACUCGGGAUUGGGUUCGAAACCGGGCGCGGGUGGCAGUGCUAGUGUUAUGGACGAGGAGGGGGAAGGCGAGGAGGAACCCGGGCUGCAGCCGCAGCCACGCCGGGGAGGUGGCAGCGGCAGUGGCGGUGGAGGCGGAGGAGGCAGCAUCAGAAUGAAGAACAUCACACCAGGAGGGGGAGCCGCGCCAGCAGCGAGCAACAACUCCAGCAACAACGAGCUGUGCCUCUUGCAAGGCGAAGGAGCUGCGUCGACUGCUGCCUCUCCUUCUGCAUCUAACACGACCCCUACAUGCCAGGGUGAUGCUGUUGGCUGUGCUGGGGGAGUUGGUGGGAGAGGGGGAGGAGGGGACUCCGCCACAGCUGUGUUAGCAGUAGCAGCAGCGACCAACACUAGCAGGAGUAAUAGUGCCUCCAGCACGGGCACGAAAUGCAACAAAAACAGAGACUGCAUCAGAGAUCAAAGCACCGGGAGCUUAUCUUCCAUUAUCUCUAAGCAGGACAGGCAGCAGGGAAGGGGUGGAGGAGGAGAAGACAGAAAAAAACAGGGUGCUUCCCCCAAAACGAGCGCCUCCAGUAUGGAAGGGACGACCACCACUGCCGCCACCACCACCACCACCGCCGUCGCUUCCUCGCUGACUCAGGGUCAGGGGGGCGAGCAGGCUCCCUCCACCGCUGUUGUCUCCGAAAAAAGGGAACCCAAGGUGUCCUUUUCCAAUGCGCCAAGCAGGAAAGCGUCCUCGUCUGUGUACGGCCAGAGUCAAUCGCAGGCGCCACCGCAGCAGGACGACCAACCCCGGAAUUCAGUCACCUUUCUCAAAUCCGACGAAGGCGCCCAGAUCUUAGCCGACGAUGGGGAUCCAGGGGGCAGUCAGGGGAGCUUCAUGCAGCGGCAGUUUGGGGCCAUGCUGCAGCCUGGAGUUAACAAAUUCUCCCUGCGGAUGUUCGGGAGCCAAAAGGCGGUGGAGAAGGAGCAGGAGCGGGUUAAAUCGGCCGGGGCUUGGAUCAUCCACCCGUACAGUGAUUUCAGGUUCUACUGGGACUUCACGAUGCUGUUGUUCAUGGUGGGGAACCUCAUCAUCAUCCCCGUGGGGAUCACCUUCUUCAAAGACGAGACCACCGCUCCCUGGAUUAUCUUCAACGUGGUCUCCGACACCUUCUUCCUCACUGACCUGGUGCUGAACUUCCGCACGGGCAUCGUCAACGAGGACAACACGGAGAUCAUCCUGGACCCCCGGAAGAUCAAGAAGAAGUACCUGAAGACCUGGUUCGUGGUGGACUUCGUCUCCUCCAUCCCGGUGGAUUAUAUCUUUUUGAUCGUGGAGAGGGGGAUCGACUCCGAGGUCUACAAAACGGCCCGGGCCCUGAGGAUAGUCCGCUUCACCAAGAUCCUCAGCCUCCUGAGACUGCUGCGGCUCUCCAGGCUCAUCCGAUACAUCCACCAGUGGGAAGAGAUCUUCCACAUGACCUAUGACCUGGCGAGCGCAGUGAUGCGGAUUUUCAACCUGAUUGGCAUGAUGCUGCUGCUGUGCCACUGGGAUGGGUGCCUGCAGUUUCUCGUUCCCAUGCUCCAGGAAUUCCCCAGUGACUGCUGGGUCUCCUUGAACAAGAUGGUGAACGACACGUGGAGCGAGCUGUACUCCUUCGCGCUCUUCAAGGCCAUGAGUCACAUGCUGUGCAUCGGUUACGGCCGGCAGGCGCCCGAGAGCAUGUCCGAUAUCUGGCUUACCAUGCUCAGCAUGAUCGUGGGCGCCACCUGCUACGCCAUGUUCAUCGGCCACGCCACGGCGCUCAUCCAGUCCCUCGACUCCUCUCGCCGGCAGUACCAGGAGAAGUACAAGCAAGUGGAGCAGUACAUGUCCUUUCACAAGCUUCCCGCCGACUUCCGCCAGAAAAUUCACGACUACUACGAGCACCGCUUCCAGGGAAAGAUGUUUGAUGAGGAGAGCAUCCUGGAAGAACUGAACGAGCCGCUGAGAGAGGAAAUCGUGAACUUCAACUGCCGGAAGCUGGUGGCAUCGAUGCCUCUGUUCGCCAACGCGGACCCCAACUUUGUGACGGCCAUGCUGACCAAGCUGCGCUUCGAGGUGUUCCAGCCCGGGGACUACAUCGUCCGCGAGGGCACCAUCGGCAAGAAGAUGUACUUCAUCCAGCAUGGCGUGGUCAGCAUCCUCACCAAGGGCAACAUUGGCAUGAGGCUCUCAGACGGGUCCUACUUUGGGGAGAUCUGCUUGCUGACACGAGGACGCCGCACAGCCAGUGUCCGGGCCGACACGUACUGCCGCCUCUACUCGCUCUCCGUGGACAACUUCAACGAGGUGCUGGAGGAGUACCCCAUGAUGAGGAGAGCCUUCGAGACUGUGGCCAUCGAUCGGCUUGACCGCAUAGGUAAGAAGAACUCCACCCUGAUGCACAAGGUGCAGCACGACCUCAGCACGGGCGUCUUCAACAACCGCGAGAACGAGAUGAUCCAGGAGAUUGUGAAGUACGACCGCGAGAUGGUCCAGAGGGUGGAGCUGCAGCGGCCCAGGGCCAUGUCCAUGACGCCCCCCCUCCAUGGGGCAAUGUUUGGCUACCCUGGUCAGCCCCAGAGCAGCUCUGCCAUCGCCACCCUGCAGCAGGCCGUAGCCAUGAGCUUCUGCCCCCAGAUGGUCAGCCCUCUCGUGGGGCCGGGGGUUCUCCAGUCCCCCCGCAUGGUCCGGCGCUUCCAGGUGGUGCAGAGCAUCUCCAGCCCCAUCUCGGUGUCUCCCCUCCAGUCCCAGCAAAUGUCAGCCGGGGCCUUAGCUUCAACCAUCUCCAGCCCGCCAGUCCAGAGCCCCCUGGCAGCCGGAGGGCGAACUUUCCAGUACAGCUCCAGCCCCGGCCAGUCUGGUUCCCAGCUCUCCCUGGUCCAGCAGCGCGCCCCCAGCCCUCCCCAACGCCCAGCCGCCCACAAGAGCACCCAAGCCUUGCACACGGGCAGCUUGAGCCAAGAGGCCAGGCUGCUGUCCGCUUCCCAGCCCUCCCUCCCACAAAAUGGGUUGCAAGCGACAGCAGCCCCCAGCCCACCACAGUCCACCCGGGUGUCGUCCACCUCCAUCGGCCCCUCACAGGUUCACCCCAGCACCCCGGGCUCACCCGGGCUCAGGGGGCCCCAGAGGGCGGUCUUGCCCCACCAGAUGUCAGUAGGGCCAGGGGGGGUCAUCUACCCCUCUACACCGCCCCCCGCUGGGGCUUCACCCAUGGGGCAGCAGGACUCAGGAACACCCAAGAAGGAUUCGGUGGUUAGCAUCCCAGACACAGACUUGGUCAAAUCUAGGCUCUCUUCCAAUUUGUGACCUUGAGUGUUUUUAGGAGUCUUGUUUGAGAGCUGAGGAUUUUGUUCCAUUGCCCCCCCCCCCGUGUAAAUCUUCAAUCAGAAUAUAUACUGAGUGAGUGUUGGGAGGGGGCAAAAGAAUUAGGAAAUUCAAAAGGACCUGCUUAACUAAGGAUUCCUACUCGAUACUAAGUCUGUACAAAAUAACGUGGGAUGUUUCUACUCCACUGACUCUAUAGGUAGGCUCACGGUACAUAGUAGUAGCCCCCCCCCCCCCCCCCCCCAUCUGUCCCACCCGUAAAUUUAGCUUUAUUUACUGUAAAGUGAAUUUAAAAAACACAAAAUAAUGUAUCUGUUAAAUCCUGUAUAGAAUCAAAACCAUGCAAACUGACGUGAGCUGGCCGAAAAAAAACCUGAAAGGGUAAUCAGGGACCUGCUUUGGAAGACAAUGGAGCCGCUUUGCAGUGUAUUGGGGUGUCCUUUUCUGCAUAAACAAGCUACAUAGCUAGGUGUUCUACUCAUGACGCUGUUAUAAUAGUCUGGUUUUAGAAAAAAAAAGCUAAUAGUCUUUUAGACCGCUGGUCGAUCUUAUAUCGAUUAUUAUAAAUAAAUAAAUAAUUGAAUCUUUGUUGUACCUUCGCAAGACCAAAGCUGAGCUUAAACACAACGUUUGGGGUGUCUUUGUCAACUGAAAAAUGGCAUUUGUUUGACUGCCUUGAUUCUGAUUGCAAUCGACUUUAGAAGCCAUAUUCUUAGUUCAUCUGUGCGCAUGUACGUGUGUUUCUUCCUCUACCCUUUUCAGGAGCUGAGAUUUAACUCCGGGGGGCUUCUUACCAGGAAGGUUCCAUUGGGUUUUCCAAAUAGAAAAAGCUGGUUGUCAAGUUUACAAUAGGUUAUCCGAUUAUGGAAAUUAAAUAUUGAAAUAAGGCACAAAAAAAAAGAAAGGAUUUAAUGUGAAUGUGGUCUAUUGAAUUAAUUUUAAGUGCAGUGGCUGAAAGACACUUAGUCAGAAGUUUUGACUACUUUUUAGUACCACAGCCCCACUGUCGAUUAAGCCAGAAAGCAAAUACUGUAACCUCUUUAAAUAAAUGCAUAAAAUCGGCAACCUACUGAAAACAUUGCAAGCAGGUUUUUUUUUCUCCAAGCUGUUUGUUCCUGGGGUGAACGAUCCCCCUGCUCGAGAAAUAAAAUCCUGCAAUCUAAACACAGGUGAGGGUUGAAGGACUCGCCUCUGCAAUGCUUUCUCAGAGCAAGAAGUGCUGCAUCAGUGUAGGUGCUUUAUGAGAGCAACAUGUGAUCUAAGUAAAAAAAUAAAAGCAAGGUGAUAGUUAGGCGACUUGUUGAUUUAAAUAUAAAUAUAUGUAUAUACAGUUAUAGAAACUCUUUGAGAAACAAAAGCAAAAACCAGGAGAGGCUUUGUUCCUGUGCAUCUGUAUCCCUCACCUCUGUUCCGAGUGCAGUUUGGUUGGCCCCGGGGUAAGGUGGUUCAGAUUCGACAGGAAACUGAACUGUUUCUAACUGAUUAAAGUAUUUUGAUUGGCUAUCGCUGUUAGCCAUGGAUUUAUAUCUGCCUAGAAACGUAUUAACCCCAAAAACAUGCACAAAACCAUUCCACUUCUGUGGUCUAAGCAUGGCUAGGCUAUAGGGAUUCAAUUCACAAUUUGGGGCAAAAAGGUUCAGUUCGUGAAAUUAACAGACUGCAUGGAGACACUAAUUAAUUCCAAAUAAAUGCUGCUCCACUUUCAGUCCACUUUUUUGCAUGAACUGAUCAUUUACACUAAAGGUUUCCCUGCUAGCUGAAUGAAUUGGGUCUCGGGACAGCAGAAUACUUUGGCUUGCUGCUCAGUUUUAACCACCAGCUGCAUCCUGGGAGCGCUAGUCCGGGGUCUAUCCUCCAAUUGAGAGAGAGGGAGAGUACAGAUUGACUCAGUUUCUACCAAUCAUCCCCUCCCGAAGUGGUCGGGCCACACCCAUCACCGACGGCGGUCCAAUGGGAGCCUGUCACAGGUGGGUCGAGUUUAAACACUUGACGCCUUUUUAAACCUGUUUCUAAAUGAGUUCUCUUCCCAACUGACCAGAGAAGCUGCUGUUUAGAGCUCAAUGAAAAAAAAAUAGAAAAAGGAAACAACCCUAUGCUCUUUCUUCAUUCAUUCAUACUGUAGGUAGCAACCCCUAACCCCUUUGGCAACCUGCUACUGGACUGUUAACUGACUACAGCCAAUGCCAAGCCCAGUUGUUCAUACUGCCAGGAACGUACCCCUUAAGCAAUCAAGUGCUGCUAGAAGCAAUGGAGCUACCAGCAGGCUAAUUCUUUCAGGAUGCGACCAUACGCUUGAAAGCAUCAGAGCCGUUCCUUUUUAAAUGUGUUUAAUUCCUAAGGUUUAAAGAAUCUGCAGGAGAGCAGUUUUUGCAGGCAACAGCUACUGUAUAACUGCCCAGAGCAAACCGUAAAGACGAGCAGUCACUGUUUCAGGUUGCUUAUCAGGGUAUGGUGUAAGGGGGUGGAAGAUCUUUUGGUUUCCUUAUUAUGGAAGAAAGGAUUAUUUUUGGUUGCAGAAAACCAGAAGGGGCUAUCUGCAAAAAACAAGGCGGUUUGCGUUUGAUGAAAAGGAGUUAACUGCUAUUUGUGGCAUGUCUUUAGUGCAUUCAUACAGACUCAGGGUUUGACAUGAGUAAUGGUGUGUGUGUCACUGUAUGAAUUUGUAUGAAUUCUACGGCAAAUUAGGAAAAAUAACUUCCAAUGGCCUUUUAAAACACAGUUAGCUGCAAUUGGUUGGUACUCAAUUGUAAAGUUGAGGGAAGGGCAGGAUUUCUUGUUUUGAAAUCAACACAUCAGCGAAUAGAUUUAUUUGCUACUUCUUAAGUAUCCACACAUCCCUACCUCUGACCCAGCUAAUUCUCAGACAGGAAUACAGUUCCCAUCCCCCUUAGAAUGGAUGGCUCUGGAAACGCAGUGCUGUAUCUAAGUGGAUCUAUAUCCAUAUCUAUCUUUAAACAAAUAACUUUAAUAUGAAUACAAAAAAACAAAUCACCCUCCAUUGUCUUGCAAAUACCAGCUAUGUUUUUCAGAUAGCACCGCUCGGUUUUCAACAGAGUUUAAUUUAAAACAUCUCUCUUGGUUUAUCAAGUGCAAUGCAGUAAAAAAAAUAAUCGAAUAAGAAAAAAGACAACCCCCCCCC
Polyodon spathula (Mississippi paddlefish) is the source of this 6638-nucleotide messenger RNA. RefSeq names its product potassium/sodium hyperpolarization-activated cyclic nucleotide-gated channel 2-like. The record is from RefSeq and is a predicted model, not a curated record. Gene Ontology annotation, cellular component: membrane. Bases 14 to 3481 code for a protein of 1155 amino acids. The transcript has 8 exons. NCBI's taxonomy places the organism in Eukaryota, Metazoa, Chordata, Actinopteri, Acipenseriformes, Polyodontidae. Gene Ontology annotation, molecular function: voltage-gated potassium channel activity. Gene Ontology annotation, biological process: transmembrane transport; potassium ion transport.